GUUGAGAGGCCGUGUCUCGUGACGCCACCGAGGGGCGUGUUAUCAACAACAGAGUCUGUCUGUGGAGCUAACCUCACUGAGGAGGGACACAGCUCGAGUGUUGUUUUGAAUCUGCUAGAAGACACCGACUGGAAAGGGGGGCUAGCAGGGCCUGUGGAUAAGAUGGCGGAUGUAGGAGGCGACGAAACUCGGACCACUCUACCUUCGGCAUCCCGUAAUGGUCCUGUGGUGGGCUCGUCUGCGGGCUCAGCAGCAGGCCAGAACACCACCACCGUGGUGGUCACGUCAGGUCCGCGGAUGGUGAGGAUCGUGAAGUCGGAGUCGGGCUACGGUUUCAAUGUUCGCGGUCAAGUCAGCGAAGGAGGACAGCUACGGAGCAUCAACGGGGAGCUGUAUGCCCCCCUUCAGCAUGUCAGCGCGGUUCUGCCCGGAGGUGCUGCAGACCGAGCUGGGAUAUCAAAGGGGGACAGGAUCCUGGAAGUAAAUGGGGUGAGCGUGGAAGGUGCCACCCAUAAGCAGGUGGUGGACCUGAUCCGUGCCGGGGAGAAGGAGCUGGUUCUGGCUGUGCUGUCUGUUCCAGCUCAGGAGGCUGACGGACUGGAAGGCGGAGAGGAAAUCCAACCUAACUAUGACUACAGCGACAAACAGGCUGUGCCCAUUUCCGUCCCCACAUACAAACAUGUAGAGCAGCACUCCGAGAGGUUUGUGGUGUACAACGUGUACAUGUCAGGCAGACAGCUGUGCUCAAAGCGCUACAGAGAGUUCGCAAUCCUCAACCAGAACUUAAAGAGGGAGUAUUCCAACUUUAACUUCCCUAAACUUCCCGGUAAAUGGCCCUUCUCCCUGUCCGAACAGCAGCUGGAUGCUCGCCGUAGAGGGCUGGAGGAAUAUCUUGAGCGUGUUUGCUCUGUGCGGGUGAUCGGGGAGAGUGACAUCAUGCAGGAGUUUCUCUCUGAAUCAGACGAGAACUACAACGGGGUGACCGAUGUAGAACUGCGGAUAGCCUUGCCGGACAAGACCACCAUCUCUGUCAGAGUCCGUAAAAACAGCACCACAGACCAGGUGUACCAGGCAUUAGUGUUGAAGGUUGGAAUGGACAGUAUUAUGGCAAGCUACUUUGCCCUUUUCGAAGUCAUCAAUCAGUCCUUUGUGCGGAAGCUGGCACCUAAUGAGUUUCCCCACAAGCUUUAUGUGCAGAAUUACACAUCGGCAGUGCCGGGGACUUGCUUGGCGCUCCGCAAAUGGCUGUUCAGCUUUCAGGAGGAGGAGUUGCUAAGAGACAACCCGCUGGCACUGCACUACUGCUUUCACCAGGCAUUGGAAGAUGUGAAGAAGGGAUUCAUAAAAACAGAGGACAAAUCCUGCCAGCUGCAGAAGCUGGCAGAGCAGCGCAAGAUGGCCACGUACCUGAGUCUGUUGCGGACAUGUGAGGGCUACAAUGAGGUGUCGUUCCCCCACUGCUCCUGUGACUCCAGGAGGAAGGGACACGUUAUCACAGCUAUCAGCAUCCAUCACUUCAAGCUGCACGCGUGUACCGAGGAUGGCACACUGGAGAACCAGGUGAUUGCUUUUGAAUGGGCCGAGAUGCAGCGCUGGGACACAGAUGAGGAGGGGAUGGCUUUCUGUUUUGAAUAUGCCAGAGGAGAGAAGAAACCUCGCUGGGUCAAGAUCUUCACUCCUUAUUUCAACUACAUGCACGAGUGCUUCGAGCGGGUCUUUUGUGAGCUGAAGUGGAGGAAACAGGUGGAGGAAGAGGCGUCUGACAAAGACAACAAAAACUGCAGCAACAAUGAGUAUCUGCCUCCUCUAGAGACACAGCAGAAGGGAUGGCGCCACCUUGGGGGGGAGAUCGCAACUUCCUAAAACCAUUUCUCACCACUCAAACUAGAACUGGUCCACUUGCAUCAUCACAGCCACCCCCAGAGAGCGCCCAUCGACAAACACAGAACUGAGUGACGGACUGCGGCGACGCACGCCCCAGAAACGAACUGGAAGUGACCGACUUUUGGAAACUGGAAAAGUAACACUAAACCGACCCCAGGGACACGCACACACACACACACGGCAAGAAGAGCGAUGAAGGAAAGCAAACAAAAGCAAACAUCCAUGUCAUUUACUAGAUCUCCAUAGCGUCUGUUGUUUUCCGCCCUGUGAUGUGGGGGCAGGACACAAGCAAAUUCUCGCCUCUGGUUGAGAUGUAACUCACACACAGGAUGUGUGAGCCGUCAGGGUCAACACAGCUGUACGGGAAGCAUUUGCUCGAAGGGAGCAUCUUGAGGAUGAAGAGCUGCAACGUGGGAUCAGAUUAUGACCCCCCCGGCUCUUCCAACAGGAUUCGGUCUGGUCCUCGGUCCUACUUGAAAGCCUUCAGUGUGGCCCUCGUCUUCCAAACUUCUUCAGCAGUUGGUGGUGAAAGCAGAAAGCAAAAUCAUGCUUUGCACUGUUGAUGGACUGCAGUAAAAAUGAAUGUUUAUGAAAUGUUCUCUGUUAGGCCAGAAGGAUUCUGUCUCUGUCAGAAACCGGAGCGACAAAUGUGUAACUAACUGAAAACUGAUGUGUGGGGGGAGGCAGGCAUUUUUCAAAAUUAUGUUUAACAUUAUUACUUCUGGUAAAAUAUAGAAUAAUAUAUGAGCUAUAAUAAUUGGUUUCUUGAUGUAACACAGUGAAACACUAACUGAAUUGCAUCCAAGCAGCUCUAACCAAUAUCCAUUUUUCACCUUGUCUCCUGGUUCGACCCACGCAGCUUCACUACGACGUCUCUUGGCAGUUUGCCAUUAAUGUCAGUAUGUGUAUUUAUCCCUCCGCAAGUGUUUUAUCGUGGGGAUUUUGCAGAGCUUAGAAGUCUAGAAGAAGAGGGCUUCUCAGGCUAAAUGCUGUGUAGAGAUGAUCUUUUUAUGACGAGGUUGAUGGGCCAAAGCGGUGAUGAUUUUGAAACGGCACUCGGCGUGAAUCUGUCCGUUAGAUUGUGGAUAUAAGGACAGGAGAGUAUCUGAGCGUUCAGCUGCAGUUUUCUGAGCGGGCAGCAGAGAGCAGCAGAGGGUAAGACAGAUUUGGUUGGUAGGUUCAGAGCAGAAAUUGAAAUCCUCUCAGAGCUUCUUAAAGAGUGAUCCCUCGGGCUCUGUAACUCACCCAAAAGUAUCACUCCUCUGCAGGUUGUCCAUUAGCCACUUCAGCAGGAGGACAGAUGGUGUGUAUGUGUAUGUGUGUGUGAGUGAGUGUGUGUGAGUUGCACGGAGAGUAGGUGAUGCAUAAAGUUUUGCGACUGCAGCCACAGCAUACUUAGCAAUGCAGGCAGCUGUCUGCGUGUUCCUGCAACUAAAUGACUACAGUAUUAGUUAUGUGUGUGUGCACAUGACACGAUUAUAAAACUUAAAAAUGUGAGAAUUUUGUUUCUUUCUAGAAUGCAUUUCAGAUAUUUUCAUGCAAAUAUAGUUCUUUCUUUCUGUUGAAUUAAAACCGGUUUUGUCUCACUUUAAGUAUUCAGAAGCAGGUUGACAUGCUGACAAAAAAAAAAGCUCCAGAAUGAGACAUUUUGUGCAAGUGAACCGCUUUCACCUGGAUCUAAUGGAGCUGUGUUUAUCCCACUAAGGGCUACAAGUAUAUCUUGGCAGAUCCAUUACUGACUCAUGCUUGUGCUUCACUCGCCUGAUGGCAUCAACCCAAAACCUUGAACCGAGAAUAGAGAAGGUUUAUGUCAGACUGACUUUUAGAGCACAAGUUCAAGUUUCACAUCGUUAGCAGAUUCUUUUGUACAGUUGAGUUUAGCUAUCAGUUCAAUAAAAUGUUUCAUUCAUGCCAAGGUUUAGUCAUAAUUUGCUCAUUUACCUUGUGGCAAUCUUAUGUGUGUGCGUGAAGUGUGUGUGUGUAUGUCCUCUGUGUUUAUCAUUGACAUUGCUGAUAAGCUCUUAGGCUGUGAUUGGUCAUGUCUGAUGAGCUGUCGGCGUGAGAGCCGACAAAUGAAGAUGAGGUUUUGAGUCUGUACGACAGCGCAGAGAUGCCAGACAGAUGGAGACAAAUGGGAGGUGUCUUCUAUUGUCUAGCAAACAUUCACCGCUCCACACAUGCUUUUUCAGCAUCACACACACACGCACACGCACACGCACUUGUCUCCCUGCCACUCUGUGUUCAUGGUUUGACAAGCUCUCGAAAUAAAACAUCAAAUAAUG
Messenger RNA from Notolabrus celidotus (New Zealand spotty), 4166 nucleotides. RefSeq names its product sorting nexin 27a (gene snx27a). Gene Ontology annotation, molecular function: phosphatidylinositol-3-phosphate binding; protein binding. NCBI's taxonomy places the organism in Eukaryota, Metazoa, Chordata, Actinopteri, Labriformes, Labridae. Gene Ontology annotation, biological process: intracellular protein transport; signal transduction. The transcript has 13 exons. The record is from RefSeq and is a predicted model, not a curated record. Gene Ontology annotation, cellular component: early endosome. Bases 163 to 1863 code for a protein of 566 amino acids.